UUAUAUAUAUGUCGCUGCCUCUUAUCAGUUAACUCCCCGCUUCCACCAUGGAAGCUGUACAAGGUCCCCCUCUACUUCCCGCUCCCAAAUUCGAACCAGACACCGAGAAAAUCAAACGGAGGCUUAUCCAGAAGGGCGUGCAACACCCAACCCCCAAAAUCAUCCACAACCUCCGCAAGAAACAAAUCCAGAAACACAACCGCAAACUGAAGCGCCUUGCCCAAAAAUCCCAGACCCCGCCACCCUCCGAGUCCCAGCAACUGGACCUCUCCGACGAGUCCCACUUCCAGACCAUCAAGCACGAGUACAAGGAGUUCACCAAGGCGGUAAAGGGUGUGAAGAAUAGUGCUUUGAUGGUGGGGAAGCCAUGGGAGAGGCUGGAGAGAGCUGGGCUCAGAGAGAUUGCGAGUGAGAGUAGGGAGUACAGUGGAGAGAAGCUCAAGAGGGAGAAACUGAGGGAACUGAGGGAAAUGUUUGAGGAGCGAAAGCUCGAGGAUUUGCAGUGGGUUUUGGACGAUGAUGUGCUCGUGAAGGAGGAGUGGUUGGAUGGUGAAAAGGGAAACUGGGAACCGGAAAAGCGGCGGCGCAGCGAGGCCGAGGUGGUUCGGUUUCUUGUUGAUAGGCUAAGUGCUCGGGAGAUUUCUAAGAGGGACUGGAAGUUUUCGAGGAUUAUGAAACUGUCGGGAUUGCAGUUCACUGAGCGUCAGUUGCUUAAGAUUGUGGGAGGGCUUGGGGAUAAGCGACAGUGGAAGCAAGCGUUGUCUGUUGUGGAAUGGGUGUACAAUGAUAAGGAACAAAGACAUUAUAAGAGCAGGUUUGUUUACACGAAACUCUUGGCAGUUCUUGGAAAGGCUCAGAGGCCCCAGGAAGCAAUUUACAUUUUCAAUCUGAUGCGUGGAGAUUUCCAUUUAUAUCCAGAUAUGGCUGCAUAUCACAGCAUUGCUGUUACGCUUGGUCAAGCUGGUCUUGUGAAAGAACUGAUAAACACUAUCGAAUGCAUGAGACAUAAACCUUCUAAAAGAAUAAAGAAUGCACGGAAGAACUGGGACCCAAGCCUUGAACCUGAUGUGGUUAUAUACAAUGCAGUCUUGAAUGCUUGUGUUUCAUCACACCAGUGGAAGGGUGUAUCUUGGGUAUUUGAGCAGUUGAGAAUGAGUGGUCUGAAACCUAAUGGAGCAACAUAUGGACUUGCAAUGGAGGUAAUGCUGAAAUCUGGAAAGUAUGACCUAGUCCAUGAGUACUUCAGGAAGAUGAAGAAAAGUUGGGAAGCUCCAAAAGCUCUUACUUACCGAGUUCUUGUUAGAGCUUUUUGGGAGGAACGCAAAAUUAAUGAAGCUGUGGAAGCGGUCAGGGAUAUGGAAAAAAGGGGAAUUGUUGGAGCAGCCAGUGUAUAUUAUGAGCUAGCAUGCUGCCUUUGCAACAAUGGGAGGUGGCAAGAUGCUAUGGAAGAGGUUGAUAAGAUGAAAAAAUUAUCUCAUACUAAACCUUUGGAGGUUACCUUUACCGGCAUGAUAAUGUCUUCCAUGGACGGUGGGCAUAUUGCUGAUUGCGUAUCUAUCUUUGAACACAUGAAAGCCCUUUGUGUGCCUAAUAUAGGGACCAUAAAUACGAUGCUGAAAGUUUACGGCCGGAGUGAUAUGUUUUCUAAAGCUAAAGAGUUGUUUGAAGAUGUUAAGAGAGCUAAUUCUGAUUCUUACACUUCCCUAAAUGGUGGUGGUACUGCACUUAUUCCAGAUGAGUACACAUAUAGCUCAAUGCUUGAGGCAUCUGCUAGUGCACUGCAAUGGGAAUACUUUGAGUAUGUGUAUCGAGAGAUGGCUCUCUCUGGGUACCAGCUGGAUCAAAGUAAACAUGCAUCACUACUUGUGGAAGCAUCAAGAGCUGGGAAGUGGUAUCUGCUUGAGCAUGCGUUUGACACUAUUUUGGAAGCUGGAGAAGUUCCUCAUCCUUUGUUCUUCAGCGAAAUGGUAGUUCAAGCUACAGCUCAACAUAGUUAUGAGAGAGCUGUUACCUUGGUCAACACCAUGGCUCUUGCCCCAUUUCAGGUCAGUGAAAGACAGUGGACAAACCUUUUUGAGAGUAACGGAGACAGGAUUAGUAAGGAUAGUUUAGUGAAACUGUUGGCCGCUCUUGGUAAUUGUGAGGUAGCAUCGGAGGCCACUGUCUUAAACUUGUUAAGAUCAUUGCACUCCCUCUGCGGUUCUGGCACAUCAGGAGCCAUCUCAAGUUCUAUUUUAUCGAGAAGUGAAACCUCAGAGAAACCAUCCAUGGAUGAUUGUAACAGGGGAUUUGAUGGUUAUACUAGAGCAAAUAUGCCAAACUAUUCUGGAAAUAUGAUGGAUGAAAACCCUAACCUUGGCAGGGACGCUCUUGUUAAAGAUAGCGAUGUCAUAUCGGAUAUACGAUCGGUUAAUCAUGCUAGCCCCAAAAGAGAGGUUGAUGCUGAUUCAGAGACAAUCUCUCUGUCACCAAAUCAAGGUUCUGGAACAGAUGGAGAAACAAACCUUUUCACCACAGGAAAGGGAUUAGCCAAUGAUGAUGUAGAAUCUGGUACUGGUCAUCUGGCUAACAAGCUCGCAACUUUUGUAUUAAAUGGAAACUCAAAUAAUCUUGAUGAGAUGGAAAUUGAAAUGCCGAUGAACGGAGUGGAUUCUCGCGGAUCUAACAUUCCCACAGCAUAUGAAAUACUUGAAACUUGGAAGGAAAGCAGGAAGAAGGAUGGGAUACUCUUCUCCUUUCAGUUUGGCGAGAGAUGAAUGCAAGUUCUCUUUUCAGCUUUCUAUCAUUUUAUAGGAGCUAUCAUAACUUUGUUAAUAGGUCAAUUCAGCUGAAUUUUUGUUCAUAGGUUUGUAUACUUUUAUUUAUGAAGGACAAGUUAGAAGCCAUCAGCUAUGGUUUGUAAAAGUAGUGGAAAGCUGUAUCUUAAUUUAUCUCCAAAUUUCCAGAAAGAAACAAUUCCUGCAUAUUCUUCACCAUCACUCUGUUUGAAGCAGCUUCUACAGGAGACAACUAAGAGAGAGUCUCAUUUCUUUUGUGGUCUAUUGAAUUAUGUAAAUUUUCUUAUAAAUCAAUUUUUCUCACUUUUAUUUUUA
This is a messenger RNA of Alnus glutinosa, 3092 nucleotides long. Its product is annotated as pentatricopeptide repeat-containing protein At5g67570, chloroplastic. Lineage: Eukaryota; Viridiplantae; Streptophyta; Magnoliopsida; Fagales; Betulaceae. Gene Ontology annotation, molecular function: protein binding. Gene Ontology annotation, biological process: chloroplast organization. The record is from RefSeq and is a predicted model, not a curated record. Gene Ontology annotation, cellular component: chloroplast. The coding region runs from base 48 to 2756 and encodes 902 amino acids. The transcript is spliced from 9 exons.